This is a messenger RNA of Girardinichthys multiradiatus, 3983 nucleotides long. It is a transcript of the gene hgh1, whose product is annotated as HGH1 homolog (S. cerevisiae). The coding region runs from base 240 to 1376 and encodes 378 amino acids. The transcript has 10 exons. Lineage: Eukaryota; Metazoa; Chordata; Actinopteri; Cyprinodontiformes; Goodeidae. The record is from RefSeq and is a predicted model, not a curated record.
AAGCAAGAAGAAGAAGCAGAACCCGGAAGUGAGACUGCCGCGUCCACAUGCUGUUUUCUCCACAUGAUAUUUGUUGGAGGGGUUUCUGUAAAGGAUACUGCAAUAUGAAAACAGAAGGUGUCCUCCAGCGAGUUUAAGUGUUGCCGAUCAGUGCCGCAGAUCUUCAGUGUAAAUCCGGCUGUUGGAGCUGGUGGUUUACUGUGGCUUUAUGUCUGUUUAUCAGACACAUUGUUUACAAGAUGCUGAGUGAUUCUGAGGCUGCAGAGCUGCUGUCCUUCCUGACUCCCAGCACCCGGCCGGAUGUAAAGGGAAAGGCCACAGAGUACAUCCUGGGAAUGUCUGGAAGCAGAAAUGGCUGCCGCUUCCUCCGCUCCAACCCCAACCUCAUAGCUGCUCUGUUUGAGCUGACCUCUGACCCCUCUGUUGCCAUAGUAAAGGACUGUUACCACAUCCUGAUCAACCUGUCAGCUGAUGAGACUCUCCACCAGGUUUUGGUCUCUGAGGUUAAAGUUCUUCCAGUGCUACUAAAGAAGCUUCAGGAUCCAGAAUAUCUGUUCUCUGAUCAGAUCUCGACCAUCCUGUCCAACCUGAGCCGCCAUGAGAAGACCUGCAGGACCGUGUUCAAGGUCCUGCAGGAUGAGGUCGGACUUCCCAAGCUGGUGGAGAUCCUCUGCAAUGAAAGCUACAACAAAAAGGCCAAACUGCACUACCUGGGCCCCCUGCUGUCCAAUCUGACCCAGCUUCCCGAGGCCAGGAGCUACAUCAUGGACCCAGACAGGUGUGUGAUCCAGCGAUUGUUGCCCUUCACUCAGUACGAGGCGUCGGUGACGCGAAGGGGCGGAGUCAUCGGCACGCUGCGGAACUGCUGCUUCGACCACAGUCAUCACGAGUGGUUGUUGAGCGACACCGUGGACAUGCUGCCGUUCCUGCUGCUGCCUCUGGCUGGUCCAGAGGAGCUGACCGAGGAGGAGAAUGAGGGUCUGCCUGUGGACCUGCAGUUCCUCCCUGAGGACAAGAAGCGAGAGGAGGACCCCGACAUCAGGAAGAUGCUGCUGGAAACACUCCUACUGCUGACGGCGACUAAAGCUGGGCGACAGGCGCUCAAGCAGAAGAACGUUUAUCCCGUCAUGAGGGAGUUCCACCGCUGGGAGAAGGACGUUUAUGUUGCAGCUGCCUGCGAGAAGCUCAUCCAGGUGUUGAUCGGUGACGAGCCAGAGCAGGGCAUGGAGAACCUGAUGGAGGUGGAGAUACCACAGGACGUGGAGGAAAAGCUGCAGGAGGCUCACACCAAAGAGCAGGAGGAGCUGGGGAAAGAGGAGGAGAGGAUGAGACGAGAAGAGGAGGAGGAGAAGAAGAAAUGUGAACAGACAGAUUGAGAAAAGGAGAGUGAACUCAAUCAUAAUAAAAUUCCUGGUCUAGACCUUAUUUCUUCCUGUUACUGCUCCAAGAAGCCAGACUUUCCUGACAUCUCCUGAAGUGGUCUUCAACAACAGUUCUCCAAGCUUCCUGGAGGUCUUCCCAUGUUUUUCUUCCACUUAGUUUCAGUCCAGCUCCUGACCAUUUUCCUACAGAGCCCUAAACUGAUGGGAUGAAGUCUGGAUGUUUGAAAGCAGAGUCUGAAGAAACGAAGACUGGAUGAGGAAUUUCACUCAGACAUGAGAGCUUUUCCCAACUUUACCCAGAGACCGACCAGGAGGAACGUGUCAAGCAGGACCUUCUGAGUAGGAACAGUCAGGAACACCUGUCAUUGUAAUUAUUUUAGUGUUUCUGUUCACAUUUCUUUGUGCUUUUAAAAAAUCUGAACCCUGUUAUUGUUGAUAUAGAUUUACACUUCUGUAAAUUUAUGUUUAAAUAUUUUAUUCUAAGCAUGAGCUGCUCUUCAGGUUCAUCUGAAGGAUUUCAUAUUUACCGUUUUAAAUGGUUUACAGUAAAAAAACAGAUUUAAAUGUCAAAUGAGUCCUUUUUCAGAUAUUUAUUAAUUCAGUCUGCUUCCAUAGAUAGAACUUUACUACGUUUUCCUGCUCUGUUUGUUCCUGUUGGUUCUGUUUGUGUUCUAGUAGUUUUAUUCUAACUAAUCAUAUUUCUGUUCAGGAUUGUUCCUCGUUUUUAAUCAUCACCCAAUCUGGACUGGUUCUGCUGUGGCGGGUUUUAAAAGACCCAGACUGACCAGAAGAGGGCGUCAGAUGUUACAUUUCCUUUUCUCAGUCUGUCCUCCAUCCUCCUCCUCCUCCUCCUCCUCCUCCUCCCAUCUGUGGGGAAGUUCAUCUUUAACUUAAAAAAUAAACAGGCUCUGAAAAAUGUUUUUACUCGAGGGCAACACGAACCACUUUAAUAUGAAAUUGGAUAAAGUUCUGUGCAGCUGAUGUGUCAGAACUCUGAUCAAAAUGUUCACAUAGUUCUCAUCUUCAUCAGGAUGAGUUAUUAAAAAGCAAAUCUGUGUCAGUUUGAACAGUUUUUAAAUAAAAGCAGCAAACAGAUUGUUUUAGGCUCAAAGGUCUUACAGAACUGUGUGCUGCUGAUGAGGCGUUUUUUUAUCAGUGUCUCUGUUAGUUUUUUCAGUUGAGGUCAGAUCCAAACUGGUCAUACUGGUCUCCAUACACUGACAUGUCAGGUCAUCACCUGAAACAUGGAGAAACGUUUGUUUUCCUUCUGUUUUAGUCUGAAACUUUAGAAAGCUCCUUACACUGAGUUGCAGUCAUGUUUCAUCCUCAUCUUCACACCUUUUUAGGGAUUUUAAUGUUUAAAUUGUUUCAUCAGUGCAUCCUGCUGAGGUUAGUUCUGCAUAUCCGGAUCAUCAGGCUCAGAUCUCCCGAUUUGUGUCCCAUCAGAGAUGAGCUGAAGAAUUUAUCUGUAAAACUAGACGACAUGUCAGGCCUGAAAUCUCUGCUGGGUGUUUUUACUCUGAGGGGAAGUGAAGACAGAGGACCAGUGUUGGACUGGAGGAGGGGCGCUCCCAGUUAAAGGUAAAUACCCUGAAGCUCUGAUGGAAACAUGGACUUCCAGUCUUCCACUGACAGGAUUUCCAACACAAACCACAUAGAUGCUUCAGACCAGGAUCCGUCAUAACUGAUUGGAAAACUGAAAGCGUUCGUUGUUGUUGGACUGAAACUAAAAUUGUUCUCUGUUCUGUUCUGGCUUAUUAAUAAUCACAACUGUGUCAAAGGUUCUGAAAGGCGGUUUUUAAGCUGGUUUUGGUUCAACAAACUGGAACCAUUCAGAGUCUUGGAGGACUAGUUCUGAGCCAUGAUGAGAACAGCAGCAUUUAGGAAGGAAAUGUGAUGAGAAAAGGUGCUAAGAGGUAGACUCCUCAAGGAGAAAGAUCCGAGUCUUUAAAAACAACCAGGGAGGAAACGUGAAGAAGACCUGAAGUAGGCUGGACAAGGAUGAGAUGGAGGAAACUGUUUAAAUUCAGGGAAAAUAAAAAAGUGCUGUAAAACCGACAUGAUGAGCUUAACCUCUGAUGAAUCCCUUCUAUAGAUGUCCCAUUUGGACCUGUCUCUGUCCUGGACAAGGCCACUAACUAUAUGUCUUCUGUUUCCAUCCUGUCGGCUCAGAAUUUAUCUGUUUAACUGUUUCUCUCCUACAUGAAGCCACUAACAGAGCUACUGCUGCCAUUUAGUCUGUGUACUUUCACUUUAACAUAGAAAGUACUCCUAGAUCAGUGCUUCUGGGUUUCUCUUUCAGUCCUGUUCUGGUUCUGCUGGAGGUUUCUUCCUGUUCCUUUCCACUGCGCCCACAUGGAGCAGAGAUUGCUGCGAAGAUAUGGACUGGAUCUAAUCAGAAAACUUUUAACCAACUGACAUGAAUCAUGAUUUUAUCACAAAUACGGCUGAACUGGAAGGAAUGAUAUUUAAUUUUAAUCUGUCUAAAAUGUUUCAUAAAAUAAUUCUGCGUUUGAACUGAAUAUGUGUGGUAAAGUGCAUAAAGAUGUUUGUUGUGAAGUGGUUCUGUAAAAACCCGACUAAAUGAAACAGAAACUGCUU